Bufo bufo (common toad) is the source of this 1330-nucleotide messenger RNA. RefSeq names its product YAE1 maturation factor of ABCE1 (gene YAE1). The coding region runs from base 260 to 919 and encodes 219 amino acids. The record is from RefSeq and is a predicted model, not a curated record. NCBI's taxonomy places the organism in Eukaryota, Metazoa, Chordata, Amphibia, Anura, Bufonidae. The transcript has 3 exons.
CACUAGAAUGUAACAUUGAUACCUUCACAGCGGCUGGUCUAAACUCCACGCUUUUUAUCUCCCUCUCCAGACUACUGACACUGCUGAGCAGCCAUCCUAGAUCCGACCUUUCUGCUCGACAAACAGCCUGCCUAUGCAGCGCGCCAGCUUCCGUCCCACGUGACCUAAGGAUGUCACGUGAUGUGACGUCGGCACCCGGCAGGUCCUUACAGUGCAACCCUUUUACUGCAGUGGCAGAGUGUGGGCUCGCAGCGACCACAUGUCUUGGGUGCAGGCGGCCGCGGAGCUCCAGUCUCAGGGAGAAGGCGAGGUGUUCGAUGAGGAAGCUGAUGAAAUGAGACUUCUGCAAAAUGACUGGAAGAAAUCCAUGGAGAAGAGGCUAAAGGAGGGCUAUGUUGACGGGGUGGAAGCUGGGAAGCAAAAUUCUCUGCAGACUGGAUUCAAUUUAGGAUAUAAACUGGGAGUGACCCUUCUAAUGCCCUGUGGAGAGCUCAGAGGAACAUUAAGUGCUCUCAUCACAUGGUGUAACAUCCAUGACUCUGGUCCUUCAGCAUAUACACAGCUUGGUGACCUCUUAACUUCAGUGGUCCAGUGUGAAGACAACAUUGUGAAGAGCUUGUCAUCUAUUCAUCAGAUUUCUCAUCCAUCAGACUUAUCCAGCACAUUGGAGGAUAUGAAUUUCACAAGCAAGGAGUCCAUAGAGGGAUCAUGUAAUGCUAGGCAGGAUUGUUGCCUCCACAAGGAGCCCCUUCCUACUACAUUGCUCGGCUGUAGGACUACACAACAAUUAAGUAACGUAAUAAAACAUGAACUUGGUGGAAUUCUCAGAGACACCAUUGCUGUAGCUCAACAAAAUAAUUUGUCUGCAGAUCUUCUUUCUUAUUUGCAGACGCUGGAAAGUAAGUUUUCAUUGUUUUAAUGGGGCUGGUUGUUAGUGAUUGAGAUACUGCUCAUCUAAAGUGUCUGAACUGAAUUCUCCCAAUAUUUAUAAUAGUGGAGUAAAAAAGUUGCAAAUUAUGGUGUACAGCAUAUGUGUGUAAUUUUUUGCUUUUCUAAAGUGUCAUGAAAAAGAUGCGGAUCUUAGUGCGGCUCACCGGAUUUACCAUAAUUUAUGCCAGAAGCUGGCAUAAGUUAUAGAUGAAGCCUAUGCCAGCCCCCUGGCUGUCGUAAACUUCAGUUUCUGGCACACGGACUCUGAGAUGCGCUAGAUUUAUUAAUGGCCUGUUGUUAAAAUCUUGUUUUUAUGUUAAACAUAUUUUUAAGAACAUUGGGUGAUCACUUCUAAUUUUCCAUAUGACAAUUAUUAUUUUUUUUUUACAAAAAUCCUGCA